Molecule: messenger RNA, 1313 nt
Organism: Cylicostephanus goldi
Lineage: Eukaryota; Metazoa; Nematoda; Chromadorea; Rhabditida; Strongylidae
Source: the annotation of a GenBank genome assembly
AUGGUGAAUUACAAUUCUGCGCACAAUUAUGUGAUGUACAAGGAUUGGAUAGGAAAUGCCAGUGAUUGUGUCAACGAUGUCACCUUGGUAUAUCGUGGCAGAUAUCGUUUUGUCGUCAAAGAAGGAGGUCGAAGUGGAGUUUACCUCCGACGUCAGGAUCAUUGUGAUGACGGAAAGGCGCUUGUGCCUGGCGAAUGCGUGUCGAUCUCGAUUAGUGAAGCGAUUGGACGCUCAGCAACUUGGGAAGGUACUCCGCCCAAAACACUUACUGCCUCCAGGAGACGUAGGGGGGUUGGCAGUGUCAAGUGCAUCAUAGAAAAGAUUGAAACUCAUUCUAUAAUUGUGGACUGGAUUACUUCUCCUUCAUCAACUAGAAGCCCUCCAAAAACCAUUCCUAAAAACGAGCUGAGCAAAGUUACUCGCAUUGAUCCCUCGGCUAAUCCACGUCCAAGUACUUGCGAUCGCGUCAAAGUUGUGCCCGAUGGGCUGUCAACGGUCUGCACUUUCAAAGAGUUCUUCGCUGAUCUUACGCAACAGUGCGGUGAUCGAUUCAAAAAGCUGAUUGCUAGAGACGAUGAAGUGCUCUCUACUCCCUGUGAGAACUGUUCGAAAGCAUUACAAAAGGAUGUGAAGCAAAACACAACCACUGCUAAAGCUGCGAAAAUCGCUCGAUUGAGCAAUUCCGCAGAGCAAGUGAAGGAAACAGAGGCCAAUUCAUCGCAAACUCCCAUCUCAUCCGAAGCAACAAUGGCUCAAGGCGAUGUGGCCCACACUGUAGAAGCAGCUUCCUCAGACGAUAGUAGCGACGACAACGAUGUGCCUUCAAGUUGCGGCAAAACCAGAGUUUCCGCCUGCCGUACCAUUUUGCGGCAAAAACGAAUGUACUAUUUUUACCAUUUGCUAGUUGCUGUAAUAGUGCAGUGCUGUUUCAGAAGAAAAUAUCCAACUAGGCGAAGAAGAUGCACUCCGUCAUUGCCAGUAGGAUGUUCUCGGUUAGCUAAAGAUGUGCUCGGUGACGGAUUCGUAGGAGAGGUUUUAUUAUCGAAUACACUAGUGGAUGUACAAUGGAUGAAUGGCACUAUCGAACGCCAGAUUCCCGGAUACAUGUUGAUUCCUCAUGAUCCUGAUCUCGAUCAACAAGAUCAUUUACCUGGAGUUGUUGUAGCUCGAAAAGAUUCACAAAAUGCAGGUGAGAUCCACAUCUCGUCUGAAGUUUCUGUACACAAUAGAGUACGCAUGUUAAGAAUCUGUGUUUGGUUUGAUACUGUCCACCAAUCGUGCGGAACGUUCCUGCGUUGUCUCUUGGUUUGAAA